This is a messenger RNA of Patella vulgata (common limpet), 8711 nucleotides long. RefSeq names its product probable serine/threonine-protein kinase nek2. The transcript is spliced from 11 exons. The coding region runs from base 148 to 1596 and encodes 482 amino acids. Gene Ontology annotation, biological process: protein phosphorylation. Gene Ontology annotation, molecular function: ATP binding; protein kinase activity. The record is from RefSeq and is a predicted model, not a curated record. Lineage: Eukaryota; Metazoa; Mollusca; Gastropoda; Patellidae.
AGUGAGGGUGAAAACCAAAAACAGGAAGAUAUUACAUAUAACCCAACACUAUUUAGAGAAUAGAAACCAAAAGUAGGAAGAUAUAGCAUAGAUUUGCAAAAGGAAGAGGAAAAUUAAAGUUUGCUUUUAAAAUCGAUCACAGGAGAAAUGGCUGUUGCUGGAGUUCGUUAUACCAAUGAAUUUGAUGUUUUAGGAAAGUUGGGAGAGGGGGCAUUUGGAGUUGUCUACUUAAUACAACACAAAAUAACCAAAGAUAAGUUAGCUAGGAAAGAAAUAGCUCUCAAGAAUUUAACCGAAGAUGAGAAAGAAGCCACAGAGAAAGAAGUGGAGGUGAUGAAGAAAACCGACCAUCCAAAUAUCUUGAGUUUAAAAUGUUAUAAUAUAACAGAAGAUUAUCUAUAUAUAUACACAGAAUAUUGUUCUGGUGGAGAUCUUCAAGACCUUUUAAAAGAUUUUAAAAGACCAACUUUACCAGAGAAGCUGAUAGUUUGCUGGCUGAGUCAAAUGGCAGAUGCAUUAAAGUACCUACAUGGUAAGAGGAUCCUACAUCGUGAUUUAAAACCACCCAACAUUUAUUUAACAGAUAAGGCUGAUAUUAAACUUGGUGAUUUGGGUAUAGCCAGGGUUAUGAAACCAACAGAGUCAUUAGUGAUGUCAUUUGUUGGUACACCUGUUUACAUGAGUCCAGAAAGUUUAUCACGAUGUGGAUACAAUGAGAAGACAGAUAUAUGGAGUUUGGGUUGUAUUAUAUAUGAAUUGGCUACAACUAACAGGGCAUUUAGUGGUUUUACUCUUCCUGGCUUGAUCCUCAAUGUAAUGACAAACAAGCCACCAAAUAUACCAGACACUUACACUAAAGAACUUAUUAGAGUUACGUUACAUAUGCUACUUAAAGAUCCAGAAGAUCGGCCAAAUGCCCAAGAUAUCAUCGAUAGCGAACCAGUAAGAAGUUAUCUUAGAAACCCUUAUGCUCCACUGCCCUUAUUAGAAUCUAUGAACUCUUCCUCAGUGGUGCAAGGAUCUUUGCGAAGUUCAAAACAACCAGUUAAGGUUUCUGAGGAAAUGUAUCGUAAAGAUAUUGGUGUACCAAAAGACGUCCUUUCUACACAAAACAUGGAUAACAACCAAAUAACUGAACUAAAUAAUGCAUGCAAUACAAUUAUAGGAAACCCAAGCACCCUAAGCACAAUCAUGGAAAAAAAGGAACCGAAACGUAAGAAAACAAGUAAAACUUUGAAGAAAAUGCCAACCUUUGAUAAACAACCGACCAUGGACGAAAACGUGACUAUGUCAGACAUAUUGCUUAGUAUGAUGUCGUCACUAUCAACACAAGAUUCAACUCUAGGAGCUAGUUCCGGUUUAUAUACAGAGGACAGGAAUAAUUUCCUUCUCAAGCAGAUACAGUAUCUUCAAAGUAUGUGCGCACGUGGUAUCGGACAAAAAACAUUAACCAAAGCUUAUGGAUUAAUGGAAAGUGCGUCUGACCCAACAGUUUUAGAGGAAAAACUAAGGGAACUGUUGGGGCAUAAAUAUGAAGAGUACCAUACAUUUAUAUUGUAUCUACGAUUAUUUGAAUUACUACUGAAAAAGGAGUGAAGCUUUCAAUAUGGAAAAAAAGCUGUAUUCAAAUUCGAUACUUCUUUAUUAUUGUCUAUGAAAUGAUAUACAUAUUAUACUAUUUAUAUAACUUUGUCAAUGUGGAACUGUCUCCCAUUAAACCUCAAACAUUCUCUCCCCCCCACCAAUUUUAAACUCAAUCUUAAUGAGAGAGAGAGAGAGAGAGAGAGAGAGAGAGAGAUGGUAUUUUAGGUCCACUUGAUACAAACAAGCAUUUCAGGACUAACACAUUGUUCAAUUUCAUUUCAAUAAUUCUUUUGCACGUAAGGAGUCUUUGGUUGAGAGGAAACCAGAGGACCCGGAAGAAAAACCUAGGAAGCUGGACAGGUGACCCUACUCAUUGUCACCUACGAUUCAAAACCAUGCUACUUGACUGAGUGACAGACCUUACCAUCUAACGUGCACCGGUUACGAACCCUCCCCAUCGCAAUUAUUGGUGCUAAGCCUUUUUGAUUAAGGUCGAGAUAAAAUGUUGAUUUGGAUUGGGUUAUUGCAUUAUUUUCAUUAUAAAGAUUAUUUCUGUCAAAAAGUUUUUUGUGGGUCUAUUUGUUUACUAGUUUUAGUUUUGUUGUAGGGUAUUACUGUGAACAGUGGAAGACAAAAAUCAGUAACAUAUAUAUCAACAUUAGCUCUAUCUUUGAACCUUCAAUUUAAAAUACCGGUAGGGUCAGAUGCCCACUUCACAAAGAAAUAAAAAAAAACAAUUAAAGGGUUAUGGCUCUAUUCUUUGGAACCAUGAAAUAGACAAAAAUGGUUCUAAAAGCACAUAUUAUUGUAAUAUUGUAUGUAAAAUAAUUUAUAUUCAGUUUUUGAAAAAAAUAUUGUAUUUUCUAAUCAAUUAUGUUCGGUGAAAUACGUGAACAGUUCAAAUUGAACGGCAGUCGUUUAUGCAAGCGUAGUACUAGUGUAUUCUGGACUUUUUUAAAAUUAUUAUUUUGUCGUUUGUGAAUCAGUCUUUACUAAUUACUUCCACAUUGUGUUGUUGUUUUUAUUUGUUAUACGCACAUUUUCAUGUUUGUUUGUGGACACUCUACAGGUCACAAUUUUAUUCGAUUUUGACGAAACUUGAAAUAUAGGUCUAUAUCCCAACUAUCUCGGUUCCUUUGGAUAUUGGCAUAUAUCGGACCAUCACUUCAUGGAUUAUGGCCUCUGAUUGAACAAAAAUCACGUUUUAGGCUUGUGGACACUCUAGAGGUCACAAUUUCUAUCUGAUUUUGAUAAAACUUGUAAUGCAUGUUUAUAACCCAAAGAUCUUGGUUCCUUUCGAUAUUUGGGCAUAUCGGAGAGUAACUUCCUGAAUUAUGACCCCUGCUUGUACCUAGAGGUCAUAAUUAUUAUCCGAUUUAAAAAAAAUCGUUCAAAUAUAUCACCGUUACACUGUAAUGUUGGCGGAGUUCGAAUUUCGUGAAAAUCGGACCAAAACUGCCGGACAAAAUAUGGUAUCAAGGUUGUGGACCCUCUAGAGGUCACAAUUUUGAUCCGAUUUUGAUGAAACUUGAAAUACAUGUUUAUAACUAAAAGAUCCUGGUGUCUUACGAUACAUAUAUCGGAUCAUAACUUCCUAAAUUAUGGCCCUUGAUUGUACGAAAAAUCGCGUUUUUAGCUUGUGGUCCCUCUAGAGUUCACAAUUAUUAUACGAUUUAAAAAUAUAUCAUUGGUUGGGAUCGAAUUUCGUGAAAAUCGGACCAAAACUGCCUGACAAAAUGGCCGCCCCUCGUACGCAAAUAUAGUGUAAACAUAUGGUAUAUCAAGGUUAUGGACCCGCUAGAGGUCACAAUUUUGAUCCAAUUUUGAUGAAACUUGAAAUACAUGUUUAGAACCCAAAGAGCCUGGUUUCUUUCGAUAUUCGCGCAUAUCGCAUCAUAACUUCCUGGAUUAUGGCCCUUGAUUUUACGAAACACCGCGUUUUUAGCUUGUGGUCCUUCUAGAGGUCACAAUAAUAUCCGAUUUAAAAAGAAAAGUUCAAAUAUAUCACCGUUACAUCGUAAUGUUGGUUGAUAUCGAUAUUGGCAUGUAUCGGACUAUAACUUCAUGGAUUAUGGUCUCUGAUUGUACGAAAAAUCACGUUUUAGGCUUGUGGACACUUUAGAGGUCACAAUUUUCAUAUGAGUUUGAUAAAGCGUGUAACACAUGUUUAUAACCCAAAGAUCUUGGUUCCUUUCGAUAUUUGCGCAUAUCGGAGGGUAACUUCCUGAAUUAUGGCCCCUGAUUGUACGAUAAAUCGCGUUUUAUUUUUAUUUCUGGAGGUCAUAAUUAUUAUCCGAUUAAAAAAAAAAACCCGACCGAAUAUAUCACCGUUACACCGGCAAAAUAAAACUACAUUUUUAUGCUAACGUUCUCAACGCGAUAGCGGCUCUUCAGGCAUUUAUUAAACAAUAAUACAAUUUCAAUUAUAUAUAUAUAUAUGUUAUUCGGUAAUCAUACAGAUCAUAAUAAUAUUGACAUUAAAUAAAGCUAACAUAUUCGCAUCAUUCUUCCAACAUACAUUAAACUAAAUGUAACCACAAAUAAAAAUGUUUUCCAUAAUAUUCGAAAUUAAAAACAAGAAUUAGAAUUCAAUGUUGAUCAAUUUCAACCAAUAUUGAUGUUGUUAUCUUGCCGUGAAACUAGACUCCUAAUAUCUAUUGAAUUAACAUUUUAUAAUCAGUACACAAAUCAUAUGGAUUCGGGUGCCAUUUUAUAAUGAACCAGUGGCUGCCAAGAAGGAUACGCCCACACUUUGCAAGAGAUGGAUAGAGAACAAGCUAAAAAAAAAAAAGCGAUUUUCCUUACAAAAGCCAUAAGCCAAGUAGUUAUGAUCUGAAAUGCGCAAAUAUCGAAUUUGGGCUGAGAUAUUUGGGAUAUAAAGAUAUAUUUUAAGUUUCAUCAAAAUCUGACAAAAAAAAUAUUGAAUUCUAGAGGGGCUACAAACGUGAUUUUUCGUACAAUUAGGGGCCAUAAUCCAAGAAGUUACGGUCCGAUAUGCGCAAAUAUCGACAAGAACCAAGAUCUUUGGAUUAUAGUCAUACAUUUCAAGUUUCAUCAAAAUCGGAAAAACAUUGCGACUUCUAGAAGGUCCACAACCUUGGUAUUACAUACUUUUACACUAUUUGCGUACAAGGAGCAGCCAUUUUGUCCGGCAGGUCAGAAUUUAACGAAUGUUUAACUCAACCUUCAUUGAUGUGUAGCGGUGAUAUAGUGAAACUUUUUUUUAAAUUUGAAUACAAAUUGUGACUUCUAGCGGGUCCACGACCUAAAAAUGCGAUUUUUCGAACAAUCAGGGGCCAUAAUCAAGGAAGUUACGUUCGGAUAUGCGCAAUUAUCGAAAGGAACCAAGAUCUUUGUGGUAUAAAUUUAAGGUUUCAUCAAAAUCGUAUAAAAAUGAACCUUAUUGAUUUGCAGCGCUCCCUUGUGAACGCGUUAGAGCCCUAAGUUUUUCAAAAUUUUGGAUUUAAAAUCUGCUCCGAAGCAUUUGUGCCACAAGACAAUAAACUCUGUGUCUAGCUUUAUUCUAAAACAAAAUAUGGCCCGAAAACCAUGCAAAAAAUGACAUAUUCUAUUAAAUGUCGCCCAAAAAUUAAAUUGAAAUAAUUUAACAAGCAUGCAUGUCUGUAAUUCAAAGCUUCACACAUUAAAGCUAACGUGGUAGGGUUUUGAAUUUCAUAUUUGGUGUGAAGUAUUUGGGCCAUAAGACGAUGAACCCUAUCGAUUUUAAUCAUAUUUCAAAUUUAGUGUAAAUCAUGGGCACCCUAUCGAUUGUCCGUUUAUUUUCUCAUUAGUUAGCAGUUUUCCUUUGUAACAAAUGUCAGAGUAUUUUUUUUAUCAAAUUUGGUGCGAAGUAUUGGGCCAAUGGUUGCAUCACAACGUGUGUGUGAGUGUGAAAUAGCUUUAUUUAACGUACGCUUCCACCGAAGUGAUAUCGCAGAUAAGCAUCACAACGUGGAGACACUAUCAUAUAAGGUUUCAUAUUAACUCGGGAUCUCGAGAAAAUUUACACAGGAUGUCAAUAUUUCGAGAAUAUUAACUUGAAUUCUCGAGAAAAUUUACACAGGAUGUCAAUAUCUCAGGAAAAUUAUCAGGGGAUUUCGAGAACAUUAGAUUGAGAUCUCGAGAAAAUUACCAGGUGAUCACGGGAUUUCGAGAAAGUAUCAUAGGAUCGCAGGAUCUCGAGACCUUCAGCAAAAUUUUGCAUGACCCCUAUACGCUUCCGUAAAUAAAAGUAUGAGAAAAAUAAAUAUUUGAUAGAAGGUAAAUUAUAAUCUAUUAAAAUCUGAUACAUGUAAUUACAGAAUGAGAAAAAUAUCUCUUUAAUAUAAGGUAAAACAUAAUACAUUGCAAUCUGCUAAUUACAGUAUGAGAACCAGCGGUUGCCAGGCAAGAUACGCCCAUAUUUUGCAAGAGGUGGAUUGAGAACAAGCAAUAAAAAAGGCUAUUUUUCAUACAAUCAGGGGCCAUAAUCCAUGAAGUUAUGGUCUGAAAUGCGCGAAUAUCGACAUGGACUGAGAUAUUUGGGAUAUAUAUUUUAAGUUUCAUCAAAGUUUGCGUCCAACCUCGUGGGGUUUCUCCGGGUCCUCCGGUUUCCUCCCACUGCUAAAGACAACUACGCGCAAGCGAAUUAUUGAAAUAAAAUUAAAUCAUAUGUUAGUCCCGAAAUGACCUAGUUUGUGUCGAGUGGACGUUAAAACCCAUCUCUCUCUCUCUCUCUCUCUCUCUCUCUCUCUCUCUCUCUCUCAAAGUUUGCGUACGAGGGGCGACCAUUUUGUCCGGCAGUUUCGAUCAGAUUUUCAGAAAAUUCGAACUCAAUCAUCAUUAGGGCGUAACGGUGAUAUAUUAAAACGUUUUUUUUAAAUCGGAUACAAAUUGUGACCUCUAGAGGGACCACAAGCUAAAAACGAGAUUUUUCGUACAAUCAAGGGUCGUAAUUCAGAAAGUUAAGAUGCGAUAAGCGCGAAUAUCGAAAGAAACCAGAUGAUAAUUGUGACCUCUAGAGUGUCCAUACGCUAAAAAAAAGUGACUUUUCGUACAAUCAGGGGCCAUUAUUCAUGAAGUUUCAAUCCGAUACAUGCCAAUAUCGAAAGGAACCUAGAUCUUUUGGAGAUAAACCCAUAUUUUAAGUCUCGUGAAAAUCGGACAAGAAUUGUGCCCUGUAUAGUGUCCACAAACAAAUUAUGGAUGGACGUUCGGACGGACAGGAGUGACGACAAUAUACGUCCAUAUGAAAAUGUGGGCGUAUAAAAAUAUCUAUUUGAUAUAAGGUAAAACAUAAUACAUCACAAUCUGCUAAUUACAGUAUGAGAACCAUACAAGAUAAAACAUAAUACAUUACAUUGGAAACGACAAGAUCGGACAAGAAUUGUGCCCUGUAUAGUGUCCACAAACAAAUUAUGGAUGGACGUCCGGACUGACUUUUUCUAUUUUUCUUUCAUGUUCUUUUAUCUAGUGAGAGUCAAUUUUGUUUAUGGGUUGUCAGAUAUCCUUUCACAGUCCCAUACAACAACUUUUCGUCUUCGAAGAAAUUAUUAGUGAGCAGAAAUUCGCCCCGUCACUUCAUUCAGUUAUAUAAAGGGAUAACUCGUGGUUUCGUUUUGCGUUCGUCACUUCCUAUUGUUGAAACAUUGAUUACUCAUCUAUCGUAGCAAUGAUCUCUGUGAUAAAAUAAUAUUUGGAACGUGUUUAACCAGUUCUAUCACAUAUGUGAUAAUGACUGGCACCGAUAUUGUCCUUUAAUUGAGUAUUUUGGUGUCUUUCUUUAAUUUAGUUUAUAUAUAUAUAUUAUGUAUCACUUCAUUUUAAUAUUUUUAUGCAUAAUUAUAUAUUAUUUUAAAACCCUUGUGAUAUUUGUUUAUAUGCAUGUAAAUCUAUUGUUUUGUGAGAUAAUUUAACCUGUCUCAUUGUUCAUUAUGCAUUAUGUGUUUGGACAAUAUAUUCCGGUUGGAGCUGACAUGUAUUAAAACUCCAUUUCAUUCAUUCAUUCAUUUUUACGACUAAUCACCGAUUUCAUUUCAUUUCAUUUCAUUUUGUUAUACUUUUUUACGACUAAUCACCGAGAGGUUCUAAAUGGCUUUUUAUAGAGUGUCUUAUAGUUACUACUUGAUUAGUAUAAUUGUUGUAACUUCCAUGUGCAUGCUUGAACAUGUAGUUGUGAAUAGUGAAUAAAAAUAUUUCAUUAUUAUAGGUCAUUAUACCAUAGUGUGUAUUUACACAUCGGUUAUAUAUACGCCGGAUAUAAAUAUGUAUCUAAAAAAAAAAACACAUUAUAAUAUAGAGAAUCUUAAGGAUUAGAUAACCAUUUUAACUUAACCUUCAUAUCAAUUCCAUUUCUGUAAAGUACUCUAAUUCUAAUAUCAAAAUAACUUCCUGCGAAUCAAUGCAGUGAUUUUUUUUUACUUUAUAUCUUGAGAGGGGUUGGAUGACCGAAUGGUUAGCGUUUGCGCGUUGCAUCAUAAGGUCUGCCAUUGGGUUUCUAGGCCGCUCAUUUAAUAUAUUUUCUGUUCUAAAAUCGGUUAUUAUGAUGUCUGAUUUUAGACUGAUGUGUGGAGUUUGGGGUGUGUUAUCUAUGAAUUAGCCACAACGAACAGAGCAUUCAAUGGUAUAUCAUAUGCGCAUAUUGUUUUUCAAGUGGUAUUAGGAAAUGUAAGUCCAAUCAUUAAAUUUUACUGACAAAUGCAAAUUAUUCUGCUCACAUUCAAUGAAAGUUGUUAAUUUAACGAAGUUAUCUAAUAAUAAUUUGCACAUCUAACUCAUACAUUCAGUUUCAUUGUUAACCAAUGAAACACCUUGUAUGUCAUGUGAACAAUAAAAUUAUUCCAUUAGCUGAACAACCAUCCCUGUGAAAUAAGGUUAGGCUAAAUAUUAAGGCCACUUGCAGAUUUCGUCAAGGUCACGAGAUGUUAACAGGGCUGGCUCUAAGCCUAGACCUAACCCACAAUGCUUAGAAAAAAUCACGUGCCCUAACUCCGUUUACAUCUCGUGAUCUUAACGAUAGAUCUGCAGGUGCAUGGGCGUGAAAUAAAUAAGAUGGAAUGAAAUAUGGCUAUUAUUUACAGAUCAGAUCACAAUUACUCAACACAUUUUAUAAACGCUCACAUCUAUAUUCCAGAAUAUAGAAAUAUUUA